Molecule: messenger RNA, 5766 nt
Organism: Xiphophorus couchianus (Monterrey platyfish)
Lineage: Eukaryota; Metazoa; Chordata; Actinopteri; Cyprinodontiformes; Poeciliidae
Gene: csgalnact1a
Product: chondroitin sulfate N-acetylgalactosaminyltransferase 1a
Exons: 8
Coding region: 706-2463 (585 amino acids)
Cellular component (GO): Golgi cisterna membrane
Molecular function (GO): glucuronosyl-N-acetylgalactosaminyl-proteoglycan 4-beta-N-acetylgalactosaminyltransferase activity
Source: RefSeq, a predicted model, not a curated record
AGCAGCAAUACAAACGCUCGCAGUCGCUUCUGAAAAGCGCUGUAGUCCAGUUGCAGGGCUGCUGCUGCUGCUGCUGCUGCUGCUGCUGCUGCUGCUGAGGGCUGCUGGACGAGUCAGCCGCACCGAGGCGAUACCAAACCUGCUGCACUCAGGGCGGACCUCAACGCUGCUGGAACCGAAGGAAACCAAGAUGAAAAACCCACCACUGACCGCAGGAAGGAUUUACGCUCCCAUUAAAACGUUCUCUUCAUGCAUCAGCCAGCUUUUCCUCCGCUCACGCGGCUGACUGCUGUCGUUCCCAGAUACAGCCACACAGACUGGAAGACGACAGCGUGGAUGGAGUGUGAGAGUCUGGAGUAAAUUCAAACAGAUGAGUCACUUAUGAGUGAUGGACGACCUAACGAUGUCUGGAAUGGAGUCGUCCAGCAGACCAUGAAGCGAAGUGGACCAGCAGAAAGGGAGAGCGUUCUUUUCUGUACAAGUAUUGACUCAUUCAUUUGUGUUUCCAAUGACGAAAUAAUUCACAGAAGCUGGGAGCUGAGAGGCAGUGGCCUAAUUCAGGAUAAAUGACGUCAGUCUGAUAAGUCGCCCUCCUCCUUACUAAGUGAUGGAACAUCAUCAGAAUUGGAUUGUUUUGAUUGAGGCUGGAGUGUGUGAGGUUACAUGAUAUUACUGAGAGUGUGAGCUUUGAUACUGCACGCAGUUAUGUUGAGGCGAGGACUGCUAACUUGGGUGUCCCGUGUGGGGGGCCUGCUGGUGCUCCUCUGCUGCUCCCUCUCACUCCUCUAUCUGAUGACCUGCAGCCCUCCACAUUCCAACAACCCUCCGCUGAGUCACGUUUUACCCCAUGCAGGGUCCAACCACCCCAGCCUUGGAGGUACAGGGCCCGUGGUCGGAGCAGGUCCCAGUGGGACAAGAGGUGGAGAUGCUUCCCAAAGCCGGGGUCCGCCUGCAGCACACUCUUACCAGAUGCUCCUACAGGAGCGCGAGGAGCAGCACCGCCUCUACAUCUCCUCCUUAAAGAAACAGAUCGCUCAGCUGAAGGAGGACCUGCAGGAGCGCAGUCUGCAGCUGAAAAGAGUGCAGGAGAGCCUGAAAACGGCUGCAAACGGACCCGCAGAGGGGCAGAACGGGGGCGCUGAAUUACAAGGGGCUGGCUUUGGAGAGGUUCAGGGGGCAAAGAGCCAGCAGUCUGACCUGCAAGAGUUCCUUCAAACUCAGCUGUCAAAAGCCGAGAUAAGCUCUGGCACCAGGUUGCCCAACGAGUACGCCGUGGUGCCUUUUGAGAGCUUCACCCUGCAGAAGAUGUACCAACUGGAAAUGGGGCUCACGCGUCACCCAGAGGAGAAACCUGUGAGGAAGGACAAGAGAGAUGAGCUGGGAGAGGUGCUGGAGGCGGCUCUGCACAGCCUCAACACAGCCUCAUCACAUCAGGAUAACAGGGUGCCAGCAGAAAAGACUCAAACUAGCAAAGUCUACACAACAUCUGACUUUGUAGAAGGCAUCAGUCGUACAGAGAGGGACAAAGGGACGCUGUAUGAGCUCACUUUCAGAGAGGAGGCGAGUCACGAAUUCAGACGUCUGGUCCUCUUCCGACCCUUCGGACCUCUGAUGAAGGUCAAAAAUGAAAGGAUGGACACAACCAAUAUCAUGAUUAACAUCAUCGUCCCGCUCUCGAGACGAGCCGAUAAGUUCAAACAGUUCAUGCACAACUUCAGGGAAGUCUGUGUGCGUCAGGAUGGCCAAGUACAUCUGACCGUGGUGUAUUUUGGGAAAGAGCAGAUGAGUGAAGUCCGGAGCACUCUGGAGAACACAUCUAGGGAGACCAGCUUCAAGAACUACACACUGCUUCAGCUGGACGAGGAGUUUUCUCGGGGUCGAGGCCUAGACGUCGGGGCCCGAGCGUGGAAGGGAGGCAAUGUUCUGCUUUUCUUCUGUGAUGUGGACAUCUACUUCACCGCCGACUUCCUCAACACCUGCAGACUCAACACACAGCCAGGUAAAAAGGUGUUCUACCCAGUGUUAUUCAGCCAGUACAACCCUGCCCUCAUUUAUGGAAGUCCAGAGCACAUCCCACCUGUGGAGCAACAACUGGUGAUCAAGAAAGACACGGGCUUUUGGAGGGAUUUCGGUUUUGGUAUGACCUGCCAAUACAGGUCUGACUUUAUCAACAUAGGAGGUUUUGACAUUGACAUCAAAGGCUGGGGCGGCGAAGACGUCCACCUCUACAGAAAGUACCUCCACAGCAACCUCCUGGUCGUCCGAGCGCCGUCACGCGGCCUCUUCCACCUGUGGCACGAGAAGCAUUGCGCCGACGAGCUGCCGCCAGACCAGUACCGAAUGUGCAUGCAGUCCAAGGCCAUGAACGAGGCCUCGCAUGGCCAGCUGGGAAUGCUCUUCUUCAGGCAUGAGAUCGAAGCUCAUCUCCGCAAGCAGAAACUGCAAAACCCCAAAAAGACGUGACUCUGGACUGAGAAAGGCUAGGCACUGCAUUCAGCAGGUGAAUCUAAGCUUUGUAUAAUUCUGAAAGAAUUUUGGUAAAGUUGCCUAAUUUGCUGUCCUUUUCUAAACCAAAUACAAGACUCACUCUUUUAUAUCUGUACAGGAAAUGCAAGGGAACAAGAAAGAGAUAUUGUGGACUAAAAACUUAGAGAAAGAGUUUGGUUGAAAAAUUGUAUUUUGUAUUUUCACUCCAUAUGCAACAUGUGGUUUAGGUACAUCUUCACUUGCUCCUAUAAAAAAAUACCAUCAGCUAUUUGUAUUUUUUUUUUUUAAUUGUCCUUUGAAUUCAUGUUGAACAAGCACAGUUAAUUGAUCCCAGCCAUAUGAUGUAAAUCACAGCUAAAAUGUUAAAGAAGUGUCAAUCUUCUUCAAUGAAGACUUCAGAUUUGAUUCUAUAAAAGUCUGGAUACAUUUAAUUAAAAGUGAGAAACAUACAUUUAUGGGUCCAGUGAGAAGUUUAAAUGUACUCAUCAUGAGCUUUUAGCCUGAUAAUACAAUGUGAAACUUCUAAUUCGUUGAAAGUUUGAAUUUAUUGGGUAUGUUAUCUGAUUCACACAGUCAACAUUAGACACACAGGCUCGAAAAUAGACAUGCACUUCUAUAAAUAUUUGCAUAAAUGCCCAUUUGCAAAUUUCAAUUCCACCACAUGCUUUUUUUAACAGGCUUUUGGGAACACUGAUUUGUUUUUCUUCAGAAAUGGUAGAGAUUUAAAUAGCUAGGUUUUCUGGCUCAGCUUUUAAUCAUAGUUCAAGCCAGUUUUGAUUUCUAUGUGGGGCCUUUGACUUAUUGGAACGUGGAAUCUUGUCCGAGGUAUGGGUGAGUUUACGAAAAAGGAGGUAGACACCUUCCACUAUUCUAGCCGUACUUUGGCAAAUUACCCCCUGAUAGCUUGAUACUACCACCACCAUGCCAGGUGUUUUAUACACUGCUUAUGUUUGAAAGUCUAAAGUCACUGUGACCAAACAGUCCAUCUUUGUCUCUUUGUGCAUUUGGUUUGUCCAUGUGGGCAGCUGCACAUUUCUGCCUUGCUCAAGCUUGAAAGUCUAUUGAAAAUCUCUAUUGUGGAGAAGUUUCUUUUUCUUGUUUCGUGUUCUCAUUCACAAUGAGAACAUGAAACUGUUGUUCCAGCAUCUUCCAUUUUAAAACAGGCUUGAGCCUUGGUCACAUGGUUGAAUCUUGGAUGCUAUCGGAUGUUCCAAGAGAACCGUGAUCCAAAAUGCACAUCCAAGGCAAAAUUUCGGAUGGAUAAAGCUAGCUACCAGUAAGUCUCUGGAAUUGCUGCAACCUUAUUAAACAUAACCCAGAAAACUAACCAAUUUAAACAACAAUUUCUGAUAAAGAAAGGGUACAAAUAGUUUCUUACUGGUUACAAUAGCAUAUGGUUUUGCUGCAGCUUACAAAACCACAUUAUCCAGAUACUAAUGGAAGUGGUGUAUGCAUGUAUUUGAGUCUGUAUUCAAAUGUUUGACAAUGUGUGCAGAAAAUCCACGGUGCUUCAGAUAUGCAGUUCCAGUUCUAGUUUUUAGUAAACAUUGAAAUUGUAUACUUCAUAGUUUCUCCAUUCUGUAAAAAGAGCAGUUCAAAUGCUUCGAUAAAAAACUCAAAAUGAAUGUAACAUUAAUGUCCAUAAUUGUACGUAAACUUCUGUACAGAAUCAUAUUAAUGUCUGUGUGUAUCAGAGCUAUUAUGAGUUUUUUUUAAUGCAACUGUGAGCCGGAAUACAUCUCAACUAUGUGCCUUAUGUAAAUAAUGUCAGAUCCGUCCGUUUUUCAUAAUCAGUGAAAGUUUAACUUGCACUGAAGUUUUUUACGUGUGUAAAUAGAGCCACCCACUGGUUUGAAAAUGAAUAACAUGCUAUCAGUGAAGGACUCUUUUAAAGUCUGUCUUGUAAAGUUUUACAUAAAUUAUUCUUUCAGUUGCCUUUGCUUCUGUAUUUAUAAUUGUGUUCUGUAAAUGUCAAGUCUUAGAAUUUUUAUUUUAUUUCUUGCCUGCUUGGACAGUAUUACAUUCAGCUUAUUCUAGCCUUAUUGGCGCCCCUGUUUUAAGAUGUGGAAAAAAGCCUAUAAAUUAUUUAUUGCGGGAAAAUUAUAUACUUAACGUUUUGGGGAGAUUCGAGCUUUAAUUUGAGUAUAAUUGCUGACAUUCUAUCAACUUUUUUUUUUUUUUUUUUUACAAAAUUAUUAUUGCUUCCCCUAUUGGCGCCCCUACUGCCUCGUAUUUGCACAACCUCCUUUCUUCAUGUAACAUUUCACAAGGUCAGAGAAAACAGAGACAAAACUCUUUGACCAUUCUUCUUUACAUAAGAGUCCUUGGUCCUUAUGCCGUCUUCUCGGUGAAAUGAAGAGAAAUAAGAUUAAGGUCUGUGGACUGAGACAGCCAUAGAAAGUGAUUAAUGGCUGACUGGAGCUUUUCCAUGUUGGUUUUUCUGUGUGUUUUAGAUCACUAUCCUGCUCUACAAUCUACUGUCAACCCAAUUCAUUUGUGUGGCACAGGCCAACAUCACUGCAUCAUCCCCUCCACCUUACAUAAAAACUUCAACACACAUGUGCCUAUCUCAAAUUCAAUGUUCUCCUCUUUUUCCUGUUUUGACAAGGGGAUAGGAAAAAUUUACCUGUUUUCCAUCAUCUAUCCCAGGAAAACGGGAAAUCAAAAUGUGUUUACUUGAAAAGUAAAAUAAAUGCUACAUUUAUUCUAUGAACAUGUUUUAGGUGUGACAAUAGCAGCUCCAGUGAUGGUGCUGCUGCUAUAAUGCUAGAAGUUAGAUUUGUUUUUUGUCAUUAUUAUUGUUUUUUAAUUUAAUAUACCUUUCAUUGCACAUCUUUACCAUCAGUACCAAUAGGCAUGGAUGUGAGUGUUGACUCUUUAAGAUCAGACAAAGUAACUCAGAGCUGCUGUGUGCGUUACAUAAAUUAGUUUGUAAACCUUUUACAGGGAAGUGUUGACGUUUGGUGAAUUUAUGUUGACAACGACUUAACAAGUCAGAGCAAUUUAUUUUUAAUAUCGAUCAAGAGGAGUUUUUUGUGCAAUAGGGAAGUAAAUUAUGAUUAGUAGUAGUAAGCAAUCAUUUAUUUAUUUUGAUGUAUUUGCCGUGAAAGAUUUUUUUAGCAUCCUUGUGCAGCACUUAAUAAUGAAACAAAAUGACUGGCAAUCAUUUACUUUUUUGCUGAAAUAUUUUUGUUUUUCAACAGUCAUUAGGUUAUUUUGUCAGAUUGGUUUUGUAACUUUGUGUAAAUGAGUUGAAUAAACAUAUUUAUGCAUUGUGAA